This is a messenger RNA of Anopheles funestus (African malaria mosquito), 1119 nucleotides long. RefSeq lists its product as uncharacterized. Lineage: Eukaryota; Metazoa; Arthropoda; Insecta; Diptera; Culicidae. The transcript is spliced from 2 exons. The record is from RefSeq and is a predicted model, not a curated record. Bases 161 to 1069 code for a protein of 302 amino acids.
CCGUCUCGUUCUUGCACCGUUUGACAUUUGUUUACGGAUUUGUUUACAUUUUUUUUUUCAUUUGUAAAUAAAUCCAGAUCCAAACAGAUCGGAUCGAUAUCGUCGCAGUAAGCGAUGCAGAUUGGUUCGGGAAACGUAUUGCAGUUUUAGCUCUUCCACCAUGACUGCCGAGCUGUAUCGGUGUAGCUUCACAUGGCCACGGGUAGAAGGCAGCAUAGAAAAACAAAUAACACCCCAAGUAUCCACAACUGCAACUCCGGAUUUUGUACCACUGGAAGAACUUCUCGAUCUGGACAUGUGCUUGAUAUUAUCCAAAUCCGACGAGCAGGAAGCUUGUGAAAUGCGACUCACAAUCGCUCCACUGUACCUUCCGCGGGCAGUUUCACUGGUGGUUGAAUGUCCGAUAAUUGAAUGUUAUUAUGGCGGGUUGAACGAAUACUUCAGUACCUAUCACGGUGAGCUAGUGUACACACUUGAGGAUGUGAAGGUAUUCCGAUUUGAUAUACGCAUUGCAAUGGAUAUUAAUGAGCUGCAGCUGAAAUUCAUCUCGAGUGAAAAUGGACCGCUCUGUCUGUACGGUACACGGCUGUAUCUGACACGCAAUACCGAUCCCUUGCGUACAAUGAUGACGAUGAUGGGAGGAAGGAAAAUUGAUCCAGUAGCCGUACAGCACCGCUUACAAGCCACCGACUUAUCUGAGAAGGCAGAAAAAUGCAAGCGUUUGAUUCUUGGUUCGAUGAUUUCGUCGGAACAAAACAUUGUGAACAAUAAUGCUCUACCGGAAGGCUCCACUAAACAUCCAACUUGUACAGUAUCAGAUGAAACAGAUAAUAGUAGUUUGCCGAAUCUCUUUAGCGAGAUGAAACUUUUCCCGGGAUCCGAUCGGACACAAAACACUGCACUAAUGGAAGCUGCCAUGAAGCAGUAUAUAGAUGCAAAGUUUAGCGAAUUACAACAAAUGCUAGAUAACCGGCUGUCCGUGUUAGAGACUCGCCAAAAUGCAAAGCUCGACCGAAUACUAGCACUGUUGCAGGAGAAAGUAAAUGAUUCUACAACUAAUGUACAAUAAAUGUGUGUGUGCCAGUGCCCUGGUGUCCCAUUAUGGGACAGAUAGCACAA